Suillus bovinus is the source of this 1241-nucleotide messenger RNA. RefSeq lists its product as uncharacterized. Lineage: Eukaryota; Fungi; Basidiomycota; Agaricomycetes; Boletales; Suillaceae. Gene Ontology annotation, molecular function: protein phosphatase regulator activity. The transcript has 3 exons. The record is from RefSeq and is a predicted model, not a curated record. Bases 103 to 1020 code for a protein of 305 amino acids. Gene Ontology annotation, cellular component: cytoplasm; Nem1-Spo7 phosphatase complex.
GUUGUAUUUCCCCUCAAUGGUUGGUGCAAGUCACCCAGAGCCGCAAACUAGGUCCGUCCCAGGGCCAAUUCGAGUCCGAGUACCCGUUAUAUUAAACAUCUAAUGGCACCAACUUCAAGAAACCAGCGUCAACAAUCGAGAGUAUCCUUUCAUCCAUCCAACGACACUGCAACUUAUCGUGAUUUACUACUCUUUGAAGAGCGCCUCAAAACUAAUGCCGCUCAGCUUCAACGCAGAAAGUCCAGGUAUCAGCUGUUCCUAUUUCAUCUUCUGAUAGCUAUUGCAUUCCUCCUCUCCGAAGUGCUACUUCAGACGUCGUUUCUAGACAUACUCUAUACGAACCUCCUCCGAAAAGUACUUCCAGAUGUAUACGGGGAUGCUGAGAACUUAAAGCCCCACCCGUACUUUGCAUCAGGGCUCCUCUUCGUACUUGUAACUGCCCUCCUUCUCUUCUUUGCCAGCGGCAUGUAUGCUGAGAAAAUUGCAUAUGCAAAUAGAUAUGUUCCUCAUGCGAAUAAAGCUCUUCGGAAUUUCAACAUGUACCUGAAUGUCCGACGUCCCCCUCUUCGCUCAACAUUCUCCAUCAGCCCCUUCUCUUUUGUUUUUCAUCGACCUAGCCAGUCACGAGCACCAUCCCCAACGCUGCGCCCAUCCAAUGCACCAGCUCCUAUGGCUCCUAUACCACCCGCAAACAAUCCACGUGGUGAACUCAUUUUUUCUUCACGCGUUGACCGGGGCUUCAGGGAGAGUUAUGAGAGAUACCGAGCUGUAUUUGAAAGGAAGCGAGAUCGAAGAGAGAGGGAUGAAAGAGAGAAGACGUGGACAGGACGAAUUGCGAACAAGAUGCCGUGGAAUCAACCGCCAGAUGCGUCGCCUGCUUUAGCUGUACUUUCACGAACCGUGUCUGGUUGCGGGCGGGGAAGCGUUGUCGACACUCCGUUAGGGUCAAGGAGGUCGAGUCCUAUACCGAGACCAGGGACAAGAGAUCAUCCUGCUGUGAAGACUAUUGAUAAGUAUUGAUUAGGUAGACUUACAUUCGCAUUCGUUUGAAAAGCUUAUACUUUUACGAGGUGUUUUCUAAGUCGACUAGGUAGCAGAUGAGCCUCGGCUCUCUCACCUGAAGAAAUGGUGUCGGUUCCUAGUGAAUGUAACAAUAAAUGGCGCCGUACACAGAAAUUGUCUUUUUAUUCGAAAUCCAACCACAUAAGGAGCUCUCUAAUACAAUGGCUGCUAGUCAACUA